Messenger RNA from Spinacia oleracea (spinach), 2550 nucleotides. RefSeq names its product amino acid transporter AVT6B. Lineage: Eukaryota; Viridiplantae; Streptophyta; Magnoliopsida; Caryophyllales; Amaranthaceae. Bases 999 to 2348 code for a protein of 449 amino acids. Gene Ontology annotation, molecular function: L-amino acid transmembrane transporter activity. Gene Ontology annotation, cellular component: membrane. Gene Ontology annotation, biological process: amino acid transmembrane transport. The transcript has 5 exons. The record is from RefSeq and is a predicted model, not a curated record.
UAAGCUUUUCUACUAUAUUUGAGAUUGCAAUUAGGCUAAGUUCUUAUAGUGUUUGAUGAUGCAACCUUAUGUGAGAUCGCAAUCAGGCUAAGUUAUUAUUUGUAUGGAGUGUGUGUUUUAGAGGCUUGAGCACAAAUGCACAAUCUAGCUUAUAGGAGAUGCAAUUAGUCUAAGUUCUUAUUUUACGCGUGUUUGAUGAUGCAGAUAAACACAUUUGUUUGAACUUUCUGAAUGACUUUUUCCUGAUUUUGUAAACUCAGUUUUGAAGAAACAGCUAUCCUGUUCAAUGCUUGCGUGUUGGAAAUUAUAUUUGGUUGCAUCAAAAUCUAGAAUAUGGGAUUUAAAAUCUAUGAUUGCUACCUUCUAAUACCCCGUUUAAGGGCAAAAUUAAUUAUUUUUUAUUAGUUUAACAAUGUCCUUGAUGUGAACGUUAUCCCACUCAUGUCCAAUAUUUUUAUCAGUUUAUUGCUAAAUCUACUUCCAAAACUCCAAUUUUGCAAUGGUUGAAGACUUCAGCUGCCUCAUUUUUACCCUACUUUAAAAAUCAGAAUGGUUGUUUUUUCAGUUCUUUGAUGAGCUAAAUUUGAACUGGACAAAUAGUUUCUAAUUUGUUUAUUUAAUUCACUAGAUCAAACCCAAUGAUGUCAUUUUCAAUUGAUGACAAAGCUUGACAAUAUACGCGGCGAUGCGUGAAGCUCAAUGUCAACUGCAGGAAUAAGCGAAUUUGAGUGGUUGUUUUAUGUCUUAUAAAAGGGUAAAGACAUUUAGACAUCAGAGACUCAAAGUUCAUAACCCUCUCUUUUCCUGAACUAUUGAGACAUCAAAGUCUCAAAGUUCAUAUUUUUUUGGUUUUUCUUGUUGUAAAUAUAUAUUCAUUUCCUAUCUUGUUGUUUAUCUUGAGCUUUUUGCAUAUAUCUGCAAUUGUAUAGUUUCCUGCCACUUUUGAUUAUCCCAAAUAUAUCUUCUCGUUAUUUGCUGAAAACCCCAAUUCAGAAAAGAUGGCUGGUAUUGAUAUAGAGAGUCAACAGAUUAACCCUCAAAGGAGUGAACGAGUGCCCUUGCUACAAGAUCAUCCUUUGAUUAUAACAAAGGAUGAUACUAACACAGCUUCAUAUUUAAGUGGAGUCUUUAAUUUGUCAUGCACCAUAGUUGGUGCAGGGAUAAUGAGCUUACCAGCUGCCAUGAAAGUACUUGGUGUUAUCCCGGGGGUUCUUUUGAUUUUUAUUUCCGGAUUUUUGACUAAGUACUCUGUUGAGAUAUUGCUUCGCUAUAGCGAAAAGGAAGGAUCAUAUACCUACGGGCAGCUCAUGUAUGAUGCUUUUGGAAGGAUUGGAGAGAUUUUGUUUCAAAUUAGUGUCAUUAUCAACAACACAGGCAUUACCAUAAUUUAUUUGAUAAUAAUUGCGGAUGUGAUAUCUGGAUCAACAACAAGUGGAAUUCACCAUUCUGGUGUUUUAGAAGAGUGGUUCGGAGAACAAUGGUGGACAGGCCGCGCCUUUGUGCUGAUUUUCCUGACUGCUUUUGUAUUGGUUCCAACAGCAUGGAUUAAGCGUAUGGAAGCUUUGCAAUACACCUCUGCAAUUGCAGUUGGUUUGGCUGUGUUUUUCAUUCUUAUUGUCAUGGAAAUCACCUGCUACAAGUUGGCAAUGGGAACAAUAAAGCAACCAGCACUCUUUCCACGUAUAGAUGACUAUGCAUCUUUUGGGAAUCUAUUCACUGCAGUUCCUGUGCUUGUUUGUGCAUACCUUUGCCACUAUAAUGUGCAUACAAUACGAAAUGAGCUACAAGAUCCAUCACAGAUGCCGGGAGUAGUGAAGUCUUCUCUUUCUGUGUGCAGUACAAUCUACAUAAUGACAGGGUUAUUUGGAUUUCUUUUAUUUGGAGAUUCGACUGCUUCUGAUGUGCUCUCUAACUUUGACUCUGACCUUGGUGUCCCAUACAGUUCAGUCUUAAAUUCUAUGGUUCGUCUGAGCUAUGCAGCCCACAUUGUUCUUGUAUUCCCUGUUGUCUUCUAUGCCCUAAGGCUUAACUUCUAUGGUCUUGUAUACAACUCGGCCAUUCCAUUGACUUCAGAUAAUCGGAGAUCUGCAUUUGCUAUUAUCACAUUGAGUUUAAUCCUUGUAAUCCUGUUAGGGGCUAUUUUUAUUCCCAGCAUUUGGGUAGCAUUUCAGUUUACUGGGGCAACAGCUGGAGCCUUGAUCUUGUUCAUAUUCCCUGCUUCCAUUGUUCUCAGGGACCAUAUCGGAAUCUCAACAAGGAGAGACAAGAUCCUUUCAUGGGGUUUGAUCAUUCUUGCUGUAUUGUCGGAUCUGGUGGCUAUAUACAGCAAUGCGGUUUCCUUGUUUUGAAGUAUCUGUUUUUUCCUAUCAGUUAUUGUAUUCUUUUGUCUGUGUUACUCCCAAAUUGGUGGUUUGCCUUAUUUCAUGUUUAAUAGGAACUUUACAUCCCACAUUUGAAAAACGGGGAGGGGAGGGGUUGGUGUGUUGGUACGACAAAUGUACUGUAUAUGUAGUAGAGAAAUAUUCAAAAUACUGUCAAUAUGUUCUAUCA